AUGUACGGGGGCGAUGAAGUGAGCGCGGUGGUCCUGGACCUAGGUACACACAGCGUCAAGGCUGGGUACGCGGGACAGGAUACGCCGCAACACGUGUUUACGAGCUCAGUCGGCGCGCGGGCGAAAGGCGGCGACGUGGACAUGACCGAGGGUGGGAGUCAGAGCUCGAGGGACAUUUUCGUCGAUAGCAUGGGGAUCAGACGCGACGAGGUCGACGUGACGUCGCCGUACGGGGAAAAUGGUAUGCUUGAGGACUGGGAGGCGGUGGAGGGAAUUUGGGAGCACGCGUUGAAGAAGUGCUUGACGAUUCAGACAGAUGAGCAUCCGGUUCUCAUGAGCGAGCCGGUGCAUAACUCGGACGGGGUUCGAUCGAAGAUGGUCGAGUUAAUGUUCGAGAAGUACGCGCCACCGGCGCUGUUUUUGGCGAAGAAUCCGGUGCUGAGCUCGUUCGCCGUCGGCAAGGCGUCGAGCUUGGUCAUCGACAUUGGCGGCCGAAACACCACGGUUACCGCCGUUCAUGAAGGUUACGCGUUGCAAAAGUCCGUCACGCGAUCUCCCCUCGGCGGCGAGGCGCUCACAGACGUUAUUUUGGCCCGAUUAGAGAAACAAAAGGUAGAAGUUAGACCGCGGUACGCCUUCACCAAGAAGGAGAAGGGCGACGGUGAGUUCACCGUGAAAGCGGUGAAUCAUCCGAAGACGUCAGCGUCUUACUCUCUUUUUAAGCGUAGAGAAAUCGUGGAGGACCUCAAGGCGACCGUCUAUCAACUGAAUGACCACUUCUUCAGAGGAGAUGAGCAUAAGAAUGUGGCGGGGAUCACGUAUGAGUUACCGGAUGGUAACACAAUCGAGGUUGGCGCCGAGAGGUUCCAAAUCCCUGAGCUCUUAUUCCAACCGGAUAUAUUGAAAGAUCUCGACGUCAACGUCCCGAGUCUCAGCGGUGAUGUCAAAUUGAAGAGCAUUCAAGAGUUGGUCCUGGAGUGCAUCAACAAUUCCGAUGUCGACGUGCGAAAGGAUUUGUGGGGUAACCUCGUCUUAUGCGGGGGUGGCAGCAUGUUUACCAACAUGCGCGAGCGUCUGGAUGGUGCUCUAUUCGACCACGCGCCUCAAAAUGUCAAAACCAAAGUUGUGGCGAGCAUGAAUAGCGUCGAGCGGCGCUUCUCGACGUGGAUCGGAGGUUCCAUUCUUGCCUCGCUCGGUUCGUUCCAACAACUCUGGAUGAGUAAACAGGAGUACGAGGAGCAUGGGGCGAACUUGGUUCUGCGCAAAUGUCCGUGA
Messenger RNA from Ostreococcus tauri, 1275 nucleotides. Its product is annotated as Actin-related protein. Gene Ontology annotation, molecular function: chromatin binding. Bases 1 to 1275 code for a protein of 424 amino acids. NCBI's taxonomy places the organism in Eukaryota, Viridiplantae, Chlorophyta, Mamiellophyceae, Mamiellales, Bathycoccaceae. Gene Ontology annotation, cellular component: NuA4 histone acetyltransferase complex; SWI/SNF complex. The transcript has a single exon. Gene Ontology annotation, biological process: regulation of transcription by RNA polymerase II. The record is from RefSeq and is a predicted model, not a curated record.